Talaromyces marneffei is the source of this 4899-nucleotide messenger RNA. RefSeq lists its product as uncharacterized. Gene Ontology annotation, biological process: transmembrane transport. The record is from RefSeq and is a predicted model, not a curated record. Gene Ontology annotation, cellular component: fungal-type vacuole; fungal-type vacuole membrane. The transcript is spliced from 2 exons. Bases 1 to 4899 code for a protein of 1632 amino acids. Gene Ontology annotation, molecular function: ATP hydrolysis activity; ABC-type peptide transporter activity; ATP binding. NCBI's taxonomy places the organism in Eukaryota, Fungi, Ascomycota, Eurotiomycetes, Eurotiales, Trichocomaceae.
AUGGACCUACAAUGCCAUGGUCCCAUUUGGGUCGUUGACGAUCUAACUCAUUGCUUCCAACGCAACUACCUCCAAACUCUCUUACCCCUCGUUUUCUGCGGUAUCUCGCUCCUGCUAAUCAUCUUUCAUAAUACCUACCCUCAACUAGCACAAUGGUAUCGCUCUGGAUAUAGGUCUUUGACGAACGGAAAUGUAAACCCCGAUAGUAUCGACGACGAGGACCAUGAAGAUGUGGACGACCUCAUUCUGCACAAGUCCGCCAGUCGCAUCUCCCAUGGCGACUUCGAAGUCAACUACCCUCGAGGACAACUGCUUCUAGUGACUUUGGAGCUUGCUGGAUUGCUGGUGGAAAUAGCUGUUUGCAUUACCGUCUUGGUCACCCAAUCCUGGGGCCACAAGGGUACAAUCGCUGCCAUAGCUAAACUGGUAUCCUGGUCAUAUAUCUUCGUCCUCGCCGCUGUGCGAUUCAUUCUCUCCGCGCUGGACAAACAGAUAAAAACCCAGCUCUGGAACCAUACAGCUUCCCUAUAUGGCAUUCAAUGGUUGUUGAUUGUUUUCGUCUUCCGCUCCGAGAUCAUUCAUCCCCAUUCGCAACGUGCUCUUAUCUUGUCGUCAAUCGAGUUUGCCGUCUGUACGCUCUUGGUCAUACUUGCAACUACAACCAGAAGAGGAAACAAGAGUGUGUUGCUUCAACGAGAAGAUGGUCUAGAGCCCCCCCAUCAACCAUACGCCAGUCUCUUGUCUCUCAUGUCUUUCGCAUGGAUUGAUCCUCUAAUUUGGAAAGGCUAUCGCCAAACAUUGGAGCUAGAUGAUGUGUGGAACUUGACUGUAUCCCGACAUGCUGGUACAAUUCUAAACGAUUUCCGCCAUAAAUAUAGAAGCUACAAAUUGAUUUGGCGACUGCUACGGUAUUUUGAUCGGGAUCUCUUUGUUCAAGCUGCUUGGACCGUAUUCUCGAAUCUCUUCACUUUCAUCCCGACUUUGCUCCUCAAAGCUAUUCUCGAACAUGUUGAGGAUCCGCGAUCUAGCCCACCGAACGCCGCGUGGCUUUUUGCUAUCUUGCUGUUUGUUUCCGGUGCUAUUCAAGGUAUCGCUGACGGCCAGGCUCUUUGGAUUGGCCGAAACAACGUUGGUCUCAAGUUGCGUGCAAUUAUAAUCGGUGAAAUCUAUUCCAAGGCAUUAAGACGCAAAGCCGGUGCAUCCACUGAUGCUGGGGAGGAGCAGGAGGACUCUAAGGAUAAGAAGAAAUCCGACGACAAAAAGGAAGAUGGCUCUGCACCUAUGACUAGGAUUGGUACUAUUAUCAACCUGAUGGCUAUUGAUUCUUUCAAAGUCAGUGAAGUCUGCGCUUAUUUACACUUUUUGUGGGCAAGUGUACCUGUACAGGUGAUCAUCGCCGUUGUCCUUCUAUAUCGUGUCCUUGGUUUCAGUUCUUUUGCUGGUAUCGUUCUUAUGGUCCUCAUCUUGCCUGUGAACGUUUAUAUCGCUCGCAGUUUCCGUCGUAUCCAAAACGAAAUCCUUGCCAAGACAGAUGCCCGUAUCCAUACAACCAAUGAAGUAUUGCAGAACAUUCGCAUCAUCAAAUACUUUGCCUGGGAACGACGAUAUAACGAAAUUGUGAAUGAAAAGAGAAAGGCAGAGCUCCGGGCUUUACGCUACAGAUAUGUCGUAUGGUCUUUUGCUGCUACUGUCUGGUACGGCACUCCGAUUUUGAUCACUUUCACCUCCUUUUUCCUAUAUACAGUCGUGGAAAAGAAACGACUUGCGCCAUCUGUUGCUUUCCCAGCUUUGUCGAUGUUCUCUCUCCUUCGAGUACCGUUGGAUCAACUAGCGGAUAUGAUUGCCCACGUUCAAGAAGCCAAGGUAUCCAUCGAUCGUGUCGAGGCUUUUUUGAAUGAGGAUGAAACGGACAAAUACAUACAGGUUCUUGGCGACACAGACGAAUCAGGCGAGUCUAAAAUUGCGCUUGAAAACGCCACAUUAACAUGGGGCGGCAAUUCUGGCACGCAAGAUCUCACAGAUGCUUUCCGAUUGCUUGAUAUCGAUAUCUCAUUCAAGAUUGGCCGGUUAAAUGUCAUAGCCGGUCCUACUGGUUCAGGAAAAACGUCACUUCUCAUGGCUCUGCUGGGUGAAAUGAAACUCUUGGAUGGCAAAGUAUAUCUUCCGGGAGUAACAACUGAUCGUGCCGAGCUUCCAGUCGAUCCGGAAACAUUGCUCACCGACAGCGUCGCAUACUGUGCUCAAGAAGCCUGGCUCGUAAACGCUACAAUUAAAGAAAAUAUUUUGUUCGCGUCACCUUUUGAUCAACAACGCUAUGAUGCUGUUAUCAAGGCUUGUGCCCUUGAGCGCGAUUUGCAGAUACUGGAAGCAGGCGAUCAAACGUUAGUAGGUGAGAAAGGCAUCAGUCUUUCAGGUGGACAGAAGCAACGAAUCUCCCUCGCACGUGCGGUGUACAGUCGAGCUCGACAUCUCUUGCUUGAUGAUUGCCUCAGCGCCGUUGACUCACAUACCGCAAAACAUAUCUUUCGGGAGGCCUUUACAGGUCCUCUCAUGGCACACCGUACCUGUAUUCUUGUCACACACAAUGUUGCGCUUGCUGCCCCACAAGCACACUAUAUUGUCGUUAUGGAUAAUGGCAAGGUCUCCAGCCAAGGAUCUCCAGAUGAGGUUGCAGCCUCCGGUGCUUUGGGAGAGGAUCUGAUGAAGUCACGGCCAGAAUCGAGACCAGGCUCCAAAGGGCCAUCUCGUACCGCGUCUGAUUUGGAAGAACAAAUCGAGCAAGCAAAUGGGGACAGCAACGGCAACGCAAAUGGAUCGUCUAAACCUGUUCCCGACGGCAAGGCUCCAAGGGCCGAAGGCUUGGCUUCCACUCUCACAGAGUCAAAAGCUACUGGUAGCGUCAAGUGGUCAACCAUACAGAUGUACCUCGCCUCGAUGGGUCCUUGGUACUACUGGAUUGCCGGUGGCGGCGUUUUCGUUGCACAACAACUUGGUAAUGUCGCAACCAAUGUAUGGAUUCGACAGUGGGCAAAUGCCUACAACGUGGAGCAAGCUGGGACAACAGAUGUGAGCAGUUAUGUGUUAAUGUCUAAUCUCAAAAUCCCGUCUUUUGUAACCGGUAGUGUCUCACGUUCAAAUGUCUGGAACGGGGUUCAGGCAAGUAGCGUGCGAGCUGAUACUGCUGAUAAUGGAGUCAACGUCGCGUACUUCCUGGGUGUAUACGCGUUGCUUGGAUUUAUCUACGUGUUGAUCUCAAUGCUCAGAGAAUUGGUGCUCUUCUGGGGUUCGCUGCAUGCUUCUUGGAAGUUGCAUGAGAAACUGUUGAAGGCUGUGCUUCAUGCCAAAUUCAAGUUCUUCGACUCGACACCUUUGGGCCAACUGAUGAACAGGUUUUCCAAAGACGUUGAAGCUAUUGAUCAAGACGUGGCUCCGAUAGCAAUUGGUAUGCUUCAUAGUCUAGCAUCAGUGCUCAUGAUUGUCAUUCUCAUUUCGAUUAUCACUCCUGGUUUCUUAAUUGCAGCCGUUAUCAUCACCCUCCUUUUCACUGCGGUUGGCGCGAUUUACUUAAACGCGUCUCGUGACUUGAAACGGUUGGAAUCCGUACAACGCAGUCCCUUAUACCAGCAAUUUGGCGAGACCUUGACAGGAAUCGUUAGUAUUCGAGCAUAUGGCGAUGCCCAACGUUUCAUGAUUGACAACCAUCGUCGUAUUGACUCAUAUAACCGGCCACAUAUCUACUUGUGGGCCGCCAACCGAUGGUUGGCUUUCCGCGUAGAUAUGAUUGGUGCACUUGUUGCAUUCCUCUCUGCUGCGUUUGUUUUGACAAAUAUUGGCCGCAUCGACGCUGGAGCUGCUGGUCUCUCCAUGACCUACGCUGUCACCUUCACAGAGAAUGUUCUCUGGUUGGUACGUUUGUAUGCGGAAUCUCAACAGAGUAUGAAUUCUGUUGAACGUAUCCGCGAGUACUUGGAGGUAGAACAAGAGGCGGAUCAAGUGAUCGAAGAACGUCGACCACCAUCUGGUUGGCCUAUGAAGGGAGCUGUCGAGUUCGUUGACUACUCCACUCGAUACCGUCCAGAUCUCGAUUGUGUGCUAAAGGAGGUGUCUUUCACCGUUAGUGCUGGUGAAAAGGUUGGUAUUGUGGGACGUACAGGCGCUGGAAAGAGUUCUCUUGCUCUUGCACUUUUCCGUGGUCUAGAAGCAGUCAAUGGCAAGAUUAGUAUUGACGGUAUCGAUAUCAGCACCAUAGGGCUGCAAGAUUUACGUGAAAAUAUCACAAUCGUGCCUCAGGAUCCUACUCUAUUUACGGGUACGAUUCGUAGCAACUUGGAUCCGUUCGGUCUGUUCAGCGACGAGCAGAUCUUUGUUGCAUUACGCCGUGUCCAUCUUAUUACAGACACAGCUUCAGGGACUGCGACACCGGCAACUCCCGCUGCACUUGAGCAAUCCGUGGAUGACGUGUCAGCAGCUCCAGAAAACAAAAACAUUUUCCGAAACCUCGACUCACCAGUUGCCGAGUCCGGCUCAAACUUAUCGCAGGGUCAGCGUCAGCUCUUGUGCCUUGCGCGAGCACUCCUCAAGAGUCCUCGCGUUCUCAUGAUGGACGAAGCCACAGCAUCAAUCGAUUACGCAACAGAUUCCAAGAUUCAAGAAACACUCCGUGAACUCAAGGAAAGCACAAUUAUCACCAUCGCCCAUCGUCUCCAAACAAUCAUCGACUACGAUAAAGUCCUAGUCCUCGACCACGGCCGCGUCGUCGAAUUCGACCAUCCGUGGACGCUAAUCAAUAAAGACGAUGGCAGUUUUAGAAGCAUGUGCGAAAACAGUGGAAAUAUGGAUGUAUUACUGGUGGGAGCAAAAGGUGCAUGGGAGAGCAAAAGGCUUGUUGAGACGGAUUGA